GCCGGUGGCGAAAUUUCGCUGUCUUUCAUUGCAGACCAUCAAGCCUUCACCGAGACGCGAUAACAGCAUCUUUUGCUGUUAUUCAGCUCUCGCAUCUCAAUGACACUAUCCAGUGUUAACUCUCGCUUUUUUUCAUAAGAGAUUAUUUUCAUAGACUUUGCUUUGUGGUUUUGUUUUGUCUACAGAACUUUGUACAUUUUAUUUUCUUGCCACCAUGGUGCUAGGAAAGGUGAAGAGCUUCAUUGUAAGCUACGACUGUCUAAAUGACAGCAAUGUCCCUGUUUUCUCCAGCGGGGACUCGGUCUCAGGAAGAGUUAUUAUUGAAGUCACCGGGGAGAUUCGUGUGAAGUCACUUAAAAUACAUGCUAAAGGAUUCGCAAAAGUUCGUUGGACAGAAUCACGAAAUGCUGGAUCCAACACUGCCUACACUCAAAAUUACACAGAAGAAGUGGAAUAUCUGAAUCAUAGAGACAUCCUUAUUGGCCAUGAAAGAGAUGAUGAUAACUCUGAGGAGGGACUCACCACUAUUCAUUCAGGAAGACACGAGUAUGCAUUCAGCUUUGAGCUUCCACAAACACCUCUGGCUACCUCUCGAAGGAAAGCAUGCAAGCAGUUGGUGGCCAACAUCCGAGGGGAGUCGCUUUCUUCUGGCAAGACGGAGACAUGGAAUGGAAAGAUGCUGAAGAUUCCCCCUGUAUCUCCCUCCAUCCUUGACUGCAGUAUCAUUAGAGUGGAAUACUCACUCAUGGUGUAUGUAGACAUCCCAGGAGCCAUGAACCUGUCUUUAAACCUGCCCCUGGUGAUUGGCACCAUCCCUCUCCACCCCUUCGGUAGCCGUACAUCUUCUGUGAGCAGCCAGUGUAGCAUGACCAUGAGCUGGUUAGGCUUGGCCCUCCCUGAGAGGCCUGAAGCUCCUCCAGCCUAUGCAGAGGUGGUCACAGACGAUCAGAGGCAGAGCUGUCUGGAAGUGUCAUCAGGGCGGGAGAACUUUGAUGGCCCGCUAUUCGCUUAUAUCCAAGAGUUCCGCUUCCGACCCCCUCCACCCUACUCCGAGAUUGAUCCACAUCCAGAUCAAGCCACAUCAACUGCAGAGCACAGACUCGACACCUGCCCGUCACGCUGAGAAAUGUAUGGCAUGAGUCCAAAGCGAUGGGCUUAAGGAGCUUUCACUUUUGUUUAUCUCCCGAUGACAGUGAUUGGUCGCUGUCACCACCGAGAGAAAACAACCCUCUAUGGGAAAACCCAGAAGUGAGGGCGCAGAGAGUCACUGGCAAAUUACCCGACCCAGAUAUUCAGCCCCUGUGAUGGGACACGCCCUGUCGGACUUAGCCUGCAGAGCUUUGUCAAAGUAGUCACUUUUCUCAUGCUUUUCGGUAAAGGUUGACAAAGAACACGCAGACCUUGUCCGAGAUCUGAAGAGAAAUGCAAGAAAACACUACGACCGCAGCCAUUCGCAGUACAGCUGAGAGAAACGCGAUUUUUGAUUUCGAUUUUUUUUUUGCACAAGUUCGUUUUUCUCGCUUGCGUUUUUAAAUCAAUGAUUGUUUUAUUUCAGUUUUUAGCCUUUUAGACUAAGCGAUUGCAGGCUCUUGCAUGAGCCGCAAGCAACGCAGAGAAGAUUCCGAGGAAUAACAAGACUGAACGGACUGACUUAAUGCACUGAUCUUGUUCAAGUUCUUUUGAGGUCUGUAGUGUUCAUUGAUUGUGUUUCCUCAGUCGAUAAUCUGCUCAUGGUAACAUGCUGUCUUGACGCUCUUGUGACGUUGCCUCACCAACUCGUAACCCGGGUGUGGCUUUUGUUUGAUUUUCUCCUGUUCACAUGGACUUUAUUUUCAGUUCUAAAUGUAGAAUACCUUUAAGCCAAACGUGGUUUGCUUGGUGUUAAAUUGGUUGCACGUGUUGUUUGAUCAAGGAGCAACAGUCCAGCUCAUGCCACUCAUGUGCGUGAUGGGAGCAGAGAGAUAAAACAGGGUGGGGUCUGGGCAGGCAGCCUGAAGAGUUUGUUGCCUUUCUGUUUGUCGUGUGUAGCAGUGCCGGCUUCAAGAUUGCACUGCUUGAAAAAAGCACUCAGUCUCAGGUGAUCUUCUCACUUGCCAAAUGAUGAAAACAAAAAUGGUGUAGAUUAUGUUUUGAUUGCACUGUUUCAGUUCAAGGUAGGAGACUAUAGAAGGAUCUAUAGUCUAUAGAAUUUCAGAUUCAGUUUUGAAAAACAGAUUCAAUAAAGAGAGGAGAUAUGCACAAAGAUGCAAGGCAGCUUUCAAAGACUUAUGACAUUCCCUUUUUGUCCUGCUGCUCCAGCAGCCACAAUGUUUCUUCAGAUCAGUGAAGCCAGAUGUGACCCAAAGGAUGGCACAAAUGCUUGAAAAGCCAAGCUGGGUAGCAAAACAUCCGGAGACAUCCGAAUCCAGUUGAAAUGAGUUGUACAUUUGUUUUUAAAACUCAUUCAACUACAGAAGUAGUUUAGGCUCUGAUCAUGCUUGGCCUUCAUUAAGCACUUUUUUUUACUAAAAUAAAACUGCUCAUGUCUGGUUGAGGUCUGGAGAAACAAUUUAAACAAUUACCAAUGUAUAUAGUUGAAGUACUGUUUGAAUUUGUAGAAUUACUCAUGUCUGCAUACACAGCGUGUUUGUUAUAUGUUCAUCUGUAAUGUUAGGGGGUUUAUGAUUCGACAGCAAAGUGGUCUUAACAUAGUGGCCUUGAUGAACUGAUCUUAACAUGCUUUAUCAUUUAUGCUAUCCUCAAUAAUCAUCAUCCUGUUUUAUUUCAGUCCUAGAGAUAACUGUUUAGUUUAAAAGGGCAAAAAGGGAAAACCAAAAAGUCCUUCAAAGCGUGUGUUGAUCAUGCCACUUUUGAGUUGAAUGGGUUUUGAAUUUGUUUUUUCAGAUAUGAGUUCUGAUGAUUACUGUUGGGCAUUCAGUGUUUGUUUUCCAGACAAACGACCAUUAUACAGAUCCUCUUGUCUCGAUUAUUAUGGGAACAAUAGCUG
Sinocyclocheilus grahami is the source of this 2986-nucleotide messenger RNA. Its product is annotated as arrestin domain-containing protein 3-like. Gene Ontology annotation, cellular component: cytoplasm. NCBI's taxonomy places the organism in Eukaryota, Metazoa, Chordata, Actinopteri, Cypriniformes, Cyprinidae. The record is from RefSeq and is a predicted model, not a curated record. Gene Ontology annotation, biological process: protein transport.